This is a messenger RNA of Rhipicephalus microplus (southern cattle tick), 1218 nucleotides long. RefSeq lists its product as uncharacterized. The record is from RefSeq and is a predicted model, not a curated record. Lineage: Eukaryota; Metazoa; Arthropoda; Arachnida; Ixodida; Ixodidae.
UUUCACUUGGCUUGGUUUACGGCUUGGCGUGCGGCUCGCCCCCAGAGCAGACGACAUUCCGUAGCUGAAGGCAAAGGCAGCACACCACAGGUCUGUCGCAUAUCCUGCACAAAGCGUUCUUUCAGGCUAUCUUUAGUCGUAAUUCUGGUGUACAUUCCUCGAAUGUGUUCUCACAAACUCUAGCUCGUACGCGCAAUCGCUCUCAAUCAUCCCGGGACUCCGUCAUCGUCAUUGCAGCUCCGAGAGCGCCAACACGGCGCCAAAUUGAAAGUACUCCAGCAAGAGCAAUGGCCAGCAACUCGGCUGCGUAUUUCGACCCCGUUGCCGCCGAAAUCGCCAUCGUGAGAGCACUGGACGAGCUUUGCGUUCGGCGCUCGAACGUGGCAAUGCACCGCACUCGAAUCGACGAGCUACGGCGGGACAUAGCGCACCUGCGCGAGUGCAUAGACGUCGAAAAGCACCGGCUUCGCGUCACCGAAUGGCAAAUGUCCGAACGCCACUCCGUGCUGAGACAAGAGGCCGAGCAGCGUCGUCGACCCAUGUUGGCCGAAAAAGAUGCGUUAACGCGGCACAUCGGUCGCGUCAAAUGCAACCUCUCGGCCGCCGUCGGUCGGGCGAGAAGCCUGGAAACUGAAAAGCUGACGCUCGAGGGCAAAGUGAAGGACCUGCGCGACCAGAAAGGACACUUGGAAGAGGUCCUGCGUGAACGCAGCGCUCAGUUGCAUGACUUGACAAUGGCGUGCCGUCCCGUGCUCGACGAGUUCAGAAAGCUGGUCGCCCUGCUGGACGCCGUGCAGGCGUCUCUGUUCGACGUACUUCGGCGUCGCGUCGCGUUGGAGAGGGAGCGGCGCGAGUGCGUCAAACGAGAGUCCAGACUCGCGUCCGAGUGCGCGUCGUUGAAGAAGGCUCUGGAAUCGGCGACUUCGUCGGCCGACGAGGUUCAACAGGCAGGCGCCGAAGCUGGUCACACGGGUCCGGCGCCUGACCGUUGGCACAAGAGCCUGAUGGAGAAGCUGGAAAGCGAUGCGGCGGCUUGUCAACGCGAUCUGGAAUCGCUGAAACGCGCGGUCGGCUGCGGCACUGCUACCGACGUUGCGCUGCAGACCGCGCUGGAUGUUCCCGACGCAUCGGCCCUGUGAAGCUACAGGCGCUUUCAUUGUUUCGUUUUCGGGGGGUUUUUUAAGCAAGCUGCCAAAUAAAUGUGGCCGUUAUCAUUCA